GCGGUGCAUUGUGGGAAACUCCCAAGUUCUCUUCCUUUUUUUUUUCCUGCUCUCCAUCCUCCUCCUCCUCCUCCUCCGACCGCCGCUCCCCCUCUGCUGAAGCGGCAGUGCCGGAGCCAGGACCGACCACCCGGACUCUCUGAAGGCCACGCUAGGCCCCGGGCCAUGCCCAGCGGGCACACCGGCUGAACCCCGAGGGAGCCGUCCGCCGCGUCCGUGACCCCGGAGCCCGCCGCCCGCCCCGCUCCGCGGCCCAGCCACCUCCGCCGGCCACCCCCUCCUCGCCCGGGCACCAUGGAGUCCAAGGGCAAGCAGCCCACCGGAGGCCCCAAGGCCGAACCCAAGGCCACCCCCGCCCAGCCGGAGAAGGCCCGCCCGACGGCCGCCCCCGAGAAGAAGGAGACCCCCGAGAAGCGCGAGCUGCCGGUGCCCCCCGCCGUGCCGACCCCCAAGAAGCCCCCCGCCACGGCCCUGGCCGACCCCGCCCUCCUCAACAACCACAGCAACCUCAAGCCCGGGCCCGUGGCCCCCGAGCCCGCCGGCCCCGAACCCGCAGGCCCGACCCCGGACUCGGAGGCCCGGGGGGCCGGGGCUGGGGCCGAGGAUGGGGAGGCCGCCGGCGGGGGCGGCUCAGGGGUCUUCGAGAACCUCAAGCCACUGCUUCUGGCCGGGGGGGCAGCCGUGGCCCUCCUGGCCGUGAUUGUCGGGGUGGCCUUCCUGGCUCGGAAAAAAUGAUCCGGCCCCGGGACGGCACGGGGGGCCAGGCGGAGGAGGAGGAGGAGGAGGAGAAGGAGGAGGAGGGGGGAGGAAGAGACAGGGGGCCGGGUUACAGCUAGAGAAACUUAUUGUACAGCUCUUUUGAAAUCAGCGCAUGCAGAAAAUUCUAUACAUAUCUAUACAUAUAUAUGUAUAAAAAUAUAUGCAGAUAGAUUCAUACAGGAGAGAGACAGAGAGAGAGAGAGAGAGACCCCAAUGAGGCUGGGGUUCCCCUGGUCUUGCCCGAUGGGUAAAACUCGCCCCAGGAUUGGAAUCGUCUCUAAUAUAGCACCUCACCCCAUCAUGCGGCGUCUGGUUGACAGCUUCUCUGGAUCAGCACCAACAUCUGCGUCCACCUCCCCAAACCUCCCACUACCACCCAAGGAGAUUCUUCAGCCUGCUCCAAGCUGGGCCUUCCUCCUCCUCCUCCUCCACUGCCUCGUCCUCUCCCCGGACCCCAGGGGAGCCGGCCCCAGUUGGGGGGGUGGCGAGUUGGCGCCCACUGGGAGGGGAACCCACCCUAAGGUGGGGGGGACGGUGAUGCUGAGUCUGCCUCGUCGACUGUGGGGGAUGAGGAGGGGUCUUCGUUGGUUCUGAGCCUGGGGUGCAGGGCUUCACCCGCACCUCACCUUCGCCGUCUUGGGGGCACCUGGCGGGUGGGGGAAGGGGAGGGUAAAAAAAAGGGAAGUGAGGGGGUGCGCGGAGGAGAAGGGAAGGGCCAGGGAGCAGGAAGUGAGUGAGGCUAGAGGGGAUGGGGGCACAGUUUGUGGAAGGGAGAGGAGGGUGUGGCGGUGGGCACAAGGAGAGAGCCUUUCCGAGCCAACCACUGGCCCCCCCCGCCCCACUUCUGGUGCCCCUCAAAGGGAGCAGUGGCCAGAGGGAAGAGCUCUGCCACUCCUCCAACCCCCCACCCUGAAGGUCCAGGCCCCCAGACCCACACGCAUUUCCUCAGCUCACCCCCCUCUUUCCUUUAAGAUCUCCAGGCCUCCACAUCUUGUCCCUCCGGGACAUGCGGGGCCUGGGCCUUGACCGUCUCUUUGCACCAGAGGCCAGAGGACAAGGGAGAGGGGAGGGGUGGGAUGACUCCCGGACCUUCACCCACCUCCGGUGGGGGGGGUUGCACGUCGUGACAUUUGACCCCAAGGGCCACCCGGGCACUGAGGCCUAGAUCGGAUGCCUCUGACUCAACAGGCCGGCCGGCGGGAGUUUUGGGGGGGGGGGGUCAACCCUGGGUCGGGGAGGGGGUCCUUCAGCAGCUGGGAGGAUCUGGGGGAGAGUCCCUGGGAAGAGUGGGAGAGGGGAGGAAGGUAUGAUCCUGGGGUCUCGUUCGGAUGGCCCCCUCCCCCACCCUGCUCACCUGGCACCCCAACCGGGGGCAGGCCCCGGGUACGCCUGCAGGCGUGUGAAUGCGUGUGUUUGUGUGUGUGUGUGUGCGCGCGCGUGAGAAACCACGGCCCCCCUGAGUUGUCCCGUGAGCAUGUGCGCGGGUGCCUGAAGGCGAGCCAAGGCUGACGUGCGUGCGUGUCCCUCCACUUCCUGCAGUCUUUGUCACAGCCACGCGGCCCAGAAUUGUCGGCUCGAUUGAGAUGUCCCCUUUCACUUGUGCAUCUGCGGUUCCCACGCGGUGUCCGGACCUCCUCCCCCGUCCUCUCUCCCCCUCCUCGAGCAGCCCAGCCCGCCCUGCCUUGGGAGAAGA
Molecule: messenger RNA, 2452 nt
Organism: Ornithorhynchus anatinus (platypus)
Lineage: Eukaryota; Metazoa; Chordata; Mammalia; Monotremata; Ornithorhynchidae
Gene: CEND1
Product: cell cycle exit and neuronal differentiation 1
Exons: 2
Coding region: 295-735 (146 amino acids)
Biological process (GO): cerebellar Purkinje cell differentiation; radial glia guided migration of cerebellar granule cell; cerebellum development
Source: RefSeq, a predicted model, not a curated record